Molecule: messenger RNA, 1917 nt
Organism: Stegastes partitus (bicolor damselfish)
Lineage: Eukaryota; Metazoa; Chordata; Actinopteri; Pomacentridae
Product: NACHT, LRR and PYD domains-containing protein 3-like
Exons: 9
Coding region: 23-1912 (629 amino acids)
Molecular function (GO): protein binding
Source: RefSeq, a predicted model, not a curated record
GAGCUGAUGUGAGUUCAGCAGCAUGGACCAGUGUGAGGAAACUUCACAGGAGAGCCAGAGCAAAGAUAAGAGGAAUGGAUCCGGACCUGGAUCCAGCUGUGAGUCCUGUAAGAGCGAUGGGUCGAAGAAUAUUAUAUUUGAGUUUAAAGAAGCACAAUCUUCUGCUGCAAAGAGAGUUGAUGAGGAGAACUCAGAGGUUCCCAGUGUUCAGUCUGACCAGCAGCAGGAUCUGGACGCCAUAUUCAUGCUGCUGGAGGAAAACAUGGUGACUUUUGUAAAGAAUGAGCUGAAGAAGAUCCAGAAGGUUUUGAGUCCAGAUUAUCCAGAAUGCUCAGAGAGUCAGAGGAAGGAUGAAGUGUUGGAGGGUGAUGAUGAAGAGCAGAGGAGCAGCAGAGAGAUGUUUCAUCAGAUCACAGUGUUCUUCCUGAGGAGGAUGAAGCAGGAGAAGCUGGCUGACCGUCUGCAGUAUACCUUCAUCAACUCUGGAAUCAACCUGCUGGAAGAACAACAACAAACAACCUCCAAGAAACCUGAUCCAACACGUUUCUACCAAAGAGCUGUGGAUGAGGCCUUACAGAGUCCAAACGGACACCUGGACUUGUUCCUGCGCUUCCUCCUGGGUCUGUCACUGCCGACCAAUCAGAAUCUCCUACGAGGCCUGCUGACACAGACACAAAGCAGCUCACAGACCAAUCAGGAAACAGUCAAGUACAUCAAGAAGAAGCUCAGUGAGAAUGUGUCUGCAGAGAGAAGCAUCAAUCUGUUCCACUGUCUGAAUGAACUGAAGGAUGGUUCUCUAGUGGAGGAGGUCCAACAGUCCCUGAGAUCAGGACGUCUGUCCACAGAAAAACUGUCUCCUGCUCAGUGGUCAGCUCUGGUCUUCAUCUUACUGUCAUCAGGAGAAGAUCUGGAUGUGUUUGAUCUGAAGAAAUACUCUGAUUCAGAGGAGGCUCUUGUGAGGCUGCUGCCAGUGGUCAAAGCUUCUAAGAAAGCUCUAUUGAGCAGCUGUAACCUCUCAGAUAGAAGUUGUGAAGUUCUGUCCUCAGUUCUCAGCUCUGAGUCCUCCAGUCUGACAGAACUGGACCUGAGCAACAACAACCUGCAGGAUUCAGGAGUGAAGCUGCUUUCUGUCGGACUGAAGAGUCCUCACUGUAAACUGGAGAGUCUCAGGCUGUCAGGUUGUCUGGUCACAGAGGAAGGCUGUGCUUCUCUGACCUCAGCUCUGACCUCCAGAUCCUCCACUCUGAGAGAGCUGGACCUGAGCUACAACCAUCCAGGAGAGGCAGGAGAGAAGAUGCUGUCUGCUGCUCUGGAGGAUCCACACUGCAGACUGGACACUCUCAGGGUGGAGUCUGCAGGAGUCCAGUGGUUGACGCCAGGUCUGAGGAAGUAUUCCUGUGAACUGACAGUCGACACAAACACAAUAAACACAAACCUCCAACUGUCUGACAACAACCGGACUGUGACAUAUGUGGAAGAGGUUCAGUCGUAUCCUGAUCAUCCAGACAGGUUUCAUGACUGGCCUGAGCUUCUGUGUACAACUGGUCUGACUGGUCGCUGUUACUGGGAGGUUGAGUGGAGAGGAAAGGUUGAUGUAGCAGUGAGCUACAGAGGAAUCAGAAGGAGAGGAUACAGAGAAUGUGUGUUUGGAUUUAAUGAUCAGUCCUGGAGUCUGGAGUGUUAUAAUGGUGGUUACUGUGUCAGGCACAAUAACAUUGGAGCCGCCAUCUCCUCCUCAGCCUCAGUCUCUCACAGAGUAGGUGUAUAUGUGGACUGUCCUGCUGGAACUCUGUCCUUCUACAGAGUCUCCUCUGGCUCUCUGAUCCACCUCCACACCUUCAACACCACAUUCACUGAACCUCUGUAUCCUGGGUUCUGGUUCAAGUCUGGUUCCUCAGUGUCUCUGUGUUGAGUUGA